CCACAACAACCGCCCUCCAUCAGUUACUCCGCUUUUAGAGAAGCUGCCUUAAGACUCCAGGAAAGUACAAGGAUAUCUGGCGGCAGUCAGCUUUAACCCCCUCUUUUUCUUUCCCCAGUCAAUCUUUUACCCCAUGUUGCUACUCGUCUGCUGGUAUUUACUGCGCAAUUUUUGGCGCGAUGUUGCGAUUCUUACAACCAAGUGAGUCUCUAUGUUGGACUCGCUUGGGGUUAUUCUGGUCCUCUUAUCGUCCUUCUCGGCCAACCAAUCUCCGCUAUCACUAUCAAUCUCCACAUCUCAUACUUCGCAAUCCUACUACAACCCCUUCGAGAUCGGUAAGAGUCUGGACUAGGCCGCGCACAAGAAGGCAGGUGACGCCUUUGGACACGAAGAAGGAUUACUUCCAGAAAUAUGAAUACUUUCCAAUGAUGAGUACAACGGAAAUUCUGAACAGCAAUCCUGCUUCGGAGCGACGACGCGGUCCACGAUGGGACACCCGGCAAGAGAAGUUGGCUUAUAUGCUUGCCAGCGGCCAACCAGACAUGGUGAUGGAUGUUCUCACUGAUCCUCAAUUCAGCAAUGUGGUAGGAAACUUGCCGGACUCCACCUUCAUCGAGGCCUUUCUGCUUCUCUCUCCCGCCCACUUCAUCGAGCCCUAUCGCAACAUUCACCGAGCGCUUCAUCCGACAGCUGAAAGACUCAUGCGCAUCAAGCAGUUGAAACUCAUCUUCAAUGACUUCGCUGACAACCUCGCAAAAAUUGUCCGCGCCAGGAUCUCCGCUGGACGGUUCUUGGGCCGGGCGGAACUUACCCACCUUCUCGUUUGCGCGGGUGCCAUGGGCGACAUUCGAAUGGCACAGAAGGCAUGGCAGGUCAUGGAUUCCCACGAGGUGAAGCCCGACACCCAGUGUUACAACCAUUAUAUGGAAGCGUUGAUCUGGGAAGGGGCAUUCACUGGCAUGGAGAAAUACCGCUUGAGAAUGACCCCAUAUGCAUAUAAGCAACGAAAAUACGGCCUCGCGGGCAGAGGCUGGGAGGGGUACGGCACCGCAGCACGCAGUGUACUCAGAGAAGUGCGAGGGGUAUUCGAAGAGAUGGUGGAGAGAUCCAUCGCACCGGAUGAGAUGACCUUCACGAACUUGAUCAUUGCAUGUUCCCGCGUAGGCUAUGUUCCUGGAAUGAAGGAUGUUCUGAAAACGACUUGGAAUAUAGAUGUUGAUGAAUUGAAGACCGAAGAAGGCUGGUCAAGGCUGCCUGAGGUUUUUCACCAGGAUCCGGCUUCACCCCUUCGUCCCACAAGUCGACUUCUCUUCGCAGUGGCUCACGCCUUCGGCACAAACAACGACAUGGAAGCUGCACUCCGCCUAGUAGAAGCCAUCUCGACGCAAUACGAUAUACCGGUUCCUGAGAGGGUCUGGUGGGAAUUAUUCGAGCGAGCGUACGUCUUGUCACGUCGCAGGUUUGGUCCCGAUGCCGAGAGAAAUGCGAAAGGGCAGAUAAGCCCGCUCAUUGUGACCAAACUGUUCGAUACAAUGACUGCAGAGCCAUACAACGUGCGUCCCACGAUGGAGGCACGCUGCAAGCUUGCUAAGAUGGCGUGGGAAAGCAAGCGUCUGAAGGAAUUCAAGGCCCAGAUGGCCGCUGCGUACGAGAUUUUGAAAGAGACUCGGCGGAAUCAACGGGAAGCGAGGUCGGCCAUCGAGACGUUCAUCAAGUGGCGCAGUCCACGGAAUUCCCACCAUACCUGGCAAACGCGUGACCUCGCCAAUGCAGUAUACUCCUAUAACAUCCUUUCAGUGCGCACAGCCCAACAGACCGAACUCAUGAACAAGCUCGCCAAACUCCUGCUGAUUCAGCGUUUAUGGACGGGCCGAGAUAAUCCCGCAUGGCAGACGAGUAUAUUUCCUAAAGUGCUGGAAGAGUGGAAGGACUUUCUCCCAGAGGAAUUUUUCUUCUACACCGGUAGCGGCGUUGUGAAUUUUCAUGGACCUGUGCGCUGGGGCACCCAAAAUCGUUACAGUGGGAAGCACAUACCAAUCCGACGGCCGUCGCCGGAUAAUGAUGUCAAACCUGGGGAUGAGGUUGGCUAUGUCGACGACGAGUUCUUCUGGAAAGGCUUUUUGCGAUUCAACCCAGACAUUAAGCCGGACUCUGCAUCCCUCAAGCUGCUAUUCGAGCAGGUUCUUCGGGAAGAUCGAGUCGCGUCUGAGAUUGAGGACCCUCAUCAAAUCGAGUCUGUGAUUUUCGGGCAGCAAGUCGAGUCUGGGGACCCCGAGUAUCCCAAGUAGCGCUUUGCUAUACUUAAAGGUACUAUGGGACCAUUGAUAUUGCGUGCAUAGCGACUUCGUUCUUCGUCUUCUUAACUAGUGCCUGAACAUCAUGUUUUGUUCAAGCUCUUGCUUUCAUCACAAUUGCAGCGUCAUUUAGCGAUGUCUUUUCUCAAGCGAAUGCUGCACAGCCUGGGGGUUUGUUACUCGAUGCAUGGGGCUUGAUCGCCCGUGAGAAUACCCUACCCAUAGUGACAUGUUACGAAUGAUUUCCUGUUUAGUGUUACUUUUAGUCCGGGUCGU
Molecule: messenger RNA, 2570 nt
Organism: Aspergillus saccharolyticus JOP 1030-1
Lineage: Eukaryota; Fungi; Ascomycota; Eurotiomycetes; Eurotiales; Aspergillaceae
Exons: 1
Coding region: 180-2288 (702 amino acids)
Molecular function (GO): protein binding
Source: RefSeq, a predicted model, not a curated record